CUUCCUAUUUAUUUGAAAGCCUUUUCUGAAGCAAUUUAUAAUAACCAGCCAUGAUUCUUCACGGAAAUUUCAAUAAUUCGGGCAUUCACUACUAACAGUUGAUUGUUUAUUACCCUCUGUCUCUUUCUACAAUAUUGUUUUUAGUCGCACAUCAUCCCUGGUGCCUAUUAAUCAGGUUGUGUGACAGUCAAGUAGACUGUGUUUGUCAAACGGUUUUGUGAAAUAAAGUACAUACCGGUGAUCCCACCCAGUUUAUUUCGAAUCUACGUACGAUUAACUGCUUAUUCUAGUGGUUGAGACAUUUGCAACUUGUGCCUUCUCUAUAUGGUGUUCUGUUAGUGUUCACACGUUCGGUGUUGGUUGCUGAUUUUCAAACACCGGUAACUUGGCAAAUUCUCCAGUAUUACAAGCAACAAGUGCUACGAUACAGGCGAUCUAGCCACGAUACAGGCGAGAUAACCAAUUUCUUACUAUGGAUAACAAUAUUCAAGCUAAAGUCAGCAAGUCAGGCACAUCUACUAAGGACAUGACUGAACAAACUCCAACUACAAGUUUGAUGGUUAACGACGCCUCGAAGCCUUCGAAGGUGCGAAGCUACGUAGCUACUGAUACAGCUAGAUCAACCUCAAAGAAAGCUGAGCAACUGUUGCUGGGCCAAAGUGUGUCCCGUUCUGAAGUGAGAGGAAAGCGAAAACUGUUGGCUACUAGUCUCAGGCGAACCAAAAAACCGAAAUACAUGCAGGAUCCAGAACCGCCAGGCUCUAAAGUCGUGGUUGAAAAAAUUUAUCGGGUAAUUUCGGUUUCAAACAGCACAAGUGUCGGAUAUGCUUCACAAGGUUUGGAUGUUUUGGAAACUCCUGUAGCCGCUGAGUCGAGUUGUAAGAAUUCCCAGAAGAUCUCAGUGGUUCAUCCCGCUUCUCCAAGCCGCUCAAAUGUUGUCGAACCCACUGUAACAAACUCUUCAGAUCAAAGUCAAUAUCUUAAUGAUAGCCCAAACAAAAUACCUCCAUCAUCAUCAACAGCCUCGGUCGCAGGUUUCCUUGAGCAUGACACCUUAGAAAAAGCAUUCGAAGUACUCGAUUUUCUGGAGAGCGAUGCCCUAGACAUUUUGAUAGAAAACGUGAUGAAUAUUGUGAACAAAUUAUGCGGAAGCUAUUUAGAGCGCGAACUGACCGAAUAUUUGGGACCAAUCACUUACCAGCAUAUAGCUGAACAUGAAAGAAUUGCCAGUUCGGCUGCAGCCAAUAGGUUUUCAUCAUUUGAUAACAAAUCCAGUGAGCUUUUUAUAGAAGCUGACAAAUCGAUUGCAGAACGACUCAGAGUAUUGCAGAAACAGGAAGUACCAGAGGAAAAUGCCAGUUGGCAAAAUGUUGAAAUGAAAAGGAAUUUGCUUGGGGAAAUAUUAAAUGACACAGAAUGUGAUGACCAAGUAAAGAGUGCAUCUCCUCCUACUUACGGUUGUUCAUUUAACGAGAUGGAGUCAUUAAAUAAUUUUGAGAAGAAUACGGAAUCUGUUGUGUUAAAGGGGCCUAUUUUAUCUCCUCUAAAGGUUAAUCCCAGUCAAUUAUCCCAGCCAUCCACUGCAGGAGCCAGCAGCACAACUCAAGACGGCAAUCCAAGAAUAAUCAAACUAAAAAACAUGAUUUCUGGAGACAUACUGACAAGUCAUUGGACCAUUAGCAAUGAUGAGAAGAAAAAAUUAAAUCGUGUUUUCUAUCGGAUAACGUUGCCCUCCACGACAAAAAAAGCCGAAACUAAAAUAAUACAAAAUAUGUAUGUGCCAAACGAAUCCAGCAGCCAAAAGGGUCAAAUCGGAAGCAGUUCAGCGUACAAGUCUGUAACCGAGUUGGUGCAACCUGAAGACCCUCUAAUCCACACCAACCCAAAAGCGGUCAAAGCUGAAGAAGUUAAUCCUAAAAAAAGAGAUGAGAAUCCACUUCUGACUCUCAGCUUUCAGACGCAUCCGGGAACACCGACUUCUAACAGAAAAAACCAACCGCAAAUUUCCGUUGAAAGGCCAAAUCAGAAAAGUAAUGGCAGACAUUCUGUUUUAAAAAAAAAUGUAGUUGCGGGCAAAUUGUUGAAAACACCGGUGACUUACGUGGCAAGUCCCAAUGAAAAAGAAAAUGUGGGAGAUUCCUCUCAAGAACCAGCAACCAUCAUCAGAGAUACCAACACAAAAUCAACCGCUCUCAGAUGCUAUUCUAGAUCGCAAUUAUCUGCAAAAACAAAUAAAAUUUCAAACAGAAAAACCCCUGAGAGCCAACUUUCCGCUACCAAGAACAAGCCAACGACAUCAACUGGCGCACAUGUGAAGAGCGGCGAAAUUAUUACGAUUACCAGCGAAGAUUAUGUAAAAACAGUUCCAGAAGUUGCAGUGAAAACAACAGGCCAACCCGAAUUACAGAAAUUAGACGAAUGCGAUAGUGAAAGCGAUUUAAAUUGCCCAACAAUUCGUUCUGAUAUGGACAUCGAUAAAUCAAUUGACGAAAAUUGCCGAUUGCUUGUUAAUCAAAUCACAACAGAUACUGAAGAUGAGGUCGAUUGCUUGGAAACAGACUCAAUCGAAGAAAAGUACGUUCUCGAUGAAUCGCUAUCACCGCUUCAAAGCAUGACGACCAAUGAUACAAGCGACUGUAAAACUUCAAGUGGUUCAGAAGGGAAAAAGAGCGCUGAAAUUAAUAAAGUGGAAUCAAAAGGAGCAAAUAUCGAAGAUAUUAUAAAAGUCACCCGGAAUUUGAACCAAUUAAGCAUUGUGAGUGUUGCGGAUAGCAUUAGUCGGAAGCAACGCGAUCAAACAGGUGUGGACUCGAGCAACGAAAGUAUCAAUGUAACAAAAAUUAAAACGUAUGAGAAAGUAAGCAAGAAGUCGGAAAAAGCGGGGAUUAAUAACGCAGAGAUAAAGACAGUUAAGGACAGUACGCACAUCAGUAAACUAAACAUUUGCACUGGCAAUAAAGUAAGUUUGCGGGAUUUUCGCAGAGUAUUAACUGACACAAACCUAAGCAAUAAAGAAAGUUUGCCAAAUUUGGAUAAAGAAAAUAUCGAUUUAACUAAUGGCAUUACAGUGAAAAACUUGCCAGCCGAAAUUAGUACAAAACUCAGGAUUUUAAGCCAAAGGGACGUCAGAAUUAGUAAAGUAACCAGUUUAUUGAAAACCUCGACGUUGUUACCGUGUCACAUUGAAGAAGCAAAAGAAAAUCAAGAAUGUGAAGAAAUUGACAAGAAACCUGAAGAAACGCUGAUUAAUGAGAAACAGACUAGUAAGGAUAAUCUUCAUAUCAGUGAACUGAAAAAAGAUCCGAUGAAAGUAAGUGAAGGACCUGAACUGAAAUUGCGGAAUUUUUGCGAAAAGGCGACUGAUUUAAAAAUAGAUAAAAACUUUUUCAAUUUGGAUAAAGACAGCCUUGAUGCAAAUAAUGGAAUUACAUUGAAGAACUCGUGUGGUCACCAUAGUGAAAAAAACAAGAUGUUCUCCCAAAAGAUCAUUGAAAUUUCUCCGACUUCAUUACGGUGUACCAAUGGAAAAGCAACAACUGCGUUUGUGCAAACUGAGGUAAAUUCAAAAAGGGAAAAUAUCAGUAAUACAGGCGACAAAACAGGUGAGGAAAUUAGCAAGAAAUUUGAAGAAAAAUGUAUUAAUAAGAAAGAGGCGAGUGAGGACAACCUCCAUGUCAGUGAACUAAAGGCAGAAACUUGCCAUGGAGUAAAGUUGCAGAAUUUUCGCAAAGAAAUAACUGAUUCAAACAUAAAAAAGACAGAAAGUUUUUCCAAUCUGAAUAAAGAAAACAUCGACACAAAUAAUGAAAUUGCAGUGAAGAACUCAUGUGGCCAAGAUAGUGAAACAAUAAAGAUUUUCUCACAAAAGAUCAUUGAAAUUUCUCCGACUUCAUUACGUUGUACGUAUGGAGAAGCAACAACUGCGUUUGUGCAAACAGAGGUAAACUCAAAAAAUGAAAAUAUCAGUGAUACAGGCGACAAACCAGGUGAGGAAAUUAGCAAGAAGUUUGAAGAAAAAUGUAUUAAUAAGAAAGAGGCUAGUGAGGACAACCUCCAUGUCAGUGAACUAAAAGCAGAAACUUGCCAUAGAGUAAAGGUGCAGAAUUUUCUCAUAGAAAUAACUGAUUCAAACAUAAAAAAAGCAGAAAGUUUUUUAAAUGUGAAUAAAGAAAACAUCGACACAAAUAAUGAAAUUGCAGUGAGGAACUCAUGUGGCCAAGAUAGUGAAAAAAUAAAGAUUUGCUCACAAAAGGUCAUUGAAAAUCCCCCGAUUUCAUUACCGUGUAACAAUGAAGAAGCAACAACUGCGUUUGUGCAAACGGAGGUAAAUUCAAAAAGCGAAAAUAUCAGUAAAACAGGCGACAAAACAGGUGAGGAAAUUAGCAAGAAGUUUGAAGAAAAAUGUACUAAUAAGAAAGAGGCUAGCGAGGACAUCCUCCAUGUCAGCGAACUAAAAGCAGAAACUUGCCAUACAGUAAAAUGGCAGAAUUUUCACAAAGAAAUAACUGAAUCAAACAUGGAAAAGACGGAAGGUUUUUGCAAUGUGAAUAAAGAAAACAUCGACACAAAUAAUGAAAUUUCAGUGAAGAACUCAUGUGGCCACGAUAGAGAAAAAAUACAGAUUUUCUCACAAAAUAUCAUUGAAAAUCCCCCGACUUCAUUACGGUCUACCAAUGGAGAAGCAACAACUGCGUUUGUGCAAACGGAGAUAAAUUCGAAAAGCGAAAAUAUCAGUAAAACAGGCGGCAAAACAGAUGAGGAAAUUAGCAAGAAGUCUGAAGAAAAAUGUAUUAAUAAGAAAGAUGCUAGUGAGGACAACCUCGAUGUCAGUGAACUAAAAGCAGAAACUUGCCAUACAGUAAAAUGGCAGAAUUUUGGCAAAGAAAGAACUGAUUCAAACAUAAAAAAGACAGAAAGUUUUUUUAAUGUGAAUAAAGAAAACAUCGACACAAAUAAUGAAAUUGCAGUGAAAAACACAUGUUUUGACAAUGAAAAGGCAAAUACGGUUUUUGAACCAGAUGAUUUGACAAAAGCUCAUUCAACUCAGAUCCAACAGGCUAUUCCACAAUUCAGCGAAAAUCCACAGAGUAAUAAAACUUCAAAAGAAAAAAAACUUUCUAUGAAGAAACCGAUUAAAUUACGAUCUUCUAAGGACACAAGGAAAAGAACCAGCAACCAACGUAGUCUGUUAAACCGACAGCGAUAUGCUCUCAUUGCAAAGAUUUCAAUGGUAUCAAAAACAAUUCAAAAUCGUGUUCGGAACUCUGAACGCCUGGCUCAUCGCAUAUUCAACAAUAAAUUAUUGAAGCGAACUUUAGCAAAACUUUCUUUCUAUUUUUGGUUCUUAAAAGCAAGAAGGAUUUCGUGUUUGGACGCGAUUGAUUUCUACUCCAGUGAUCGAAGAGCUUUCAUUGUCCCAAGGAAGACUCAGCGAACUAACAGGAAAGCGGAUUCUUUGCCAGUUCCUAUCCCGCAGCCGAAAAAUAUGAAUGUUACACAUUUGGAUGACGGCUUAAAGAACGGUAGAGAAAUUGAAGUCGACGAAUACACCAAACCCUUGGAGAUUUUGAAAGAAACCAAAUCGGAUUCCCAGCUUUUACUAGGAGAUUCUCAGGAGAAACCCACUGCUGGUCCCGAUACGGCACUGAGGCGAUCAUCUUCGGCAUCUAAAGAUUCCAACGAAAUUAUUCAAUGUUUCUUCUAUGAGAAACCGGAAGUUUAUUGUGAGGAAAAUCCACUGGAAUUGAAGGAGACUAAGCGAAUGGAGGCAGAGCAGCAGGAAUCGCUGAAUUCUUUGAAGAAUGGCCCCAGUUCUACAUGUUCCGCUGGAACCAAUAACCCGAAAAGUAAACGCCAGCGUUGUAGGCAGCAGCAAGUGAGAGAGCAGACUCGCUAUUUUUUGAGGAAGCGCGGUAAUAAUUUACCAAAAAACACACUGAAGUAGAUGGGAUAGAUACACAGGGUAUGUGGCUGAUUAGCAUUAGUUUAAUGUGAUUUUGUUCUUAAGUGUUUAUCUCAAUUUAGUUUGUAAGUUUCACAAUUUAUUACUCACAGAGUUGGGUUGAUCAUUUUGAAAACAAAUAUCGAUGCAGUUAGAUGCGUUAUUAGUUUUACAAGUUGCGAAGGCCCUAAAUUGGGCAUUCAUAUUUUUAUUUGUUUUGUGAUAUUAUCAGAGUUUUAAUGUUUAUAUUUUAUGUUGUGUUUGUUUGUUUAUGUUUAGAUUUUUCAGUGUUUGUUUCCUGCUUGUGUAUGGCUGGAGUCCCGCGAUUAAACCGGGUCACUAUAAACGGAAGAUUCAUUUAUUUUUGCUUGUGGUUAACAUUUUAUUUUAUUUGACAAACUUUUAGAAGCCUAGUAGCAAUAAAGAUUAGAUAGAGAUAGGCUUUAGAGGCCAUUCCUUGCAACUUGUGAGUUUUUCGGGUUUUUAGGCCGUCGUACAAAAUAAUUUCUUCCUGACGUUUCGCAAGCACCAGUGCCUUGCAUCUUCAGAGGUGGUUUGCUCGAAAGCUGAUUGACCAGUACAGUGUAAGCUAUCAAGCAAACCAGCUCUGAAGAUGCAGGCCACUCGUCCUUGCGAAACGCCAAGAAAAUUUUUUUGUGGAUGUAAAAACCCGCAAAACUCACAAGUUUCAAUAAAAAUUAGGCCCGUAACGAUCUGUACAUUUCGAGCUUUACGCUUGAAGAGGAAAAAGAAAUGUUAUUGCUUUAAGGAGUUUUCUUUUAUUUUUGUUUCGUUCAGCAAUACCUCUGAUGAAUUAUCGCAAGAUCUCAUUAAAGUCAAAUAUUUGCCAUAAUUUAAUCGGUAAUUUCAGUUUAAGGUAAACUUGAUGUUCACAUUUUCUUAUUUAGUAGAUUUUAGGUAACGUUAUGUUGGUGCCUUUGCUCUGUUCGAACGCAUAGAAACUUUACAGAGUUUCAUUUCUAAUCAGCUGGAGUUAAAUAUAUUUUUUACAAUGCCUAGGUAUUAGACUGUUGCCAAGAUUUACUUAAAAAACAUAGUUCUUAUCAUACAUCUACUAUUUAAGACAUUGGAAUUACAGGGGCUUAUCAGAAACACCGAAAGUAUUUCUUUCUCCUGCAGGAGAUUCAAGCGAGACUGAUUUUAACAUUUUAAAAACAAUUGAUUAGUUUUUGUACACUCAAUCCUAAUGCCUCGUCCAGAGCUAACGAGCCGAGCCUGAUCAGCGGCAAAUUCCUUUAUUUCGUCAAAACA
Messenger RNA from Dendroctonus ponderosae (mountain pine beetle), 7213 nucleotides. RefSeq lists its product as uncharacterized. The record is from RefSeq and is a predicted model, not a curated record. The transcript has 15 exons. Lineage: Eukaryota; Metazoa; Arthropoda; Insecta; Coleoptera; Curculionidae. Bases 473 to 5944 code for a protein of 1823 amino acids.